AUUCCAAAGGCAGAUCUCUCUUCUGCUCAGCGGCUGGCGGGAGGAGAGGGCUAGAAGUGUCUCUGAGCAGCGACCCAAAGUCUGAGUGACUGUGACAGGAUACUCUCCUUGUUCUGCCACCAUGAAGUUCCAGAGGAAGAAGGAUAUCAAGCAGCAGAUCCGGGAGCUGCGUGCCAUAAUCUCACUGCAAGAACAAGGGAAGAAGCUUUUUGCACAUUCGACAGAGGAGAAGCUCACUCAGAACAAAGGGCUCAUCAGCUUCCUGCGCGGGAAUGUGCACGACGAGAUGUGCACCUUGGGCGUGGCUCAGAAGUACGACCAGGUGACGAUUUCCCAGGCAUGCUGGGAUCAAAAGCACUUGAAGAUGCAUUUAGCCAGGAGCACCGUGGAGGCCGCCCGAGAGAAGCUGCAAAACUUCAUCUUUAACAGGAUGAACGUGUACAAUGUGCUGCUGUACGAGGUGAAGAGGCGGGGCGGGAUGCUGGAGGGGCUGCAGAGGAAGCUGCAACACCUGGCAGACAUGGAAGGAGCAGACCGACAGGGCCAGAUACAGCUGCAGGUGAUUCGUCAGCUGGAGAAUAACAUAGAGAAAAUGCUGAUGAAAAUCAGGACUGGUGAAAAGAUUUAUUAUCUGUAUCUGAAGAUGGUGGAUUUCCUGAAGGAUGAAUUAGCCCAGCUCCCUUUGCAGCUGAACGUCCUUCAGCACAUGGUAGAAGUCUACCAGGUGGAGCUGAAGGGCAUGAGACUGAUGGCUGUGGAUGCCACCGAAGCAACAGAAGCAGCCAAGACGGACAUGACCAAUAUGGAAACUGAGUUCAUUGCAGAGAGAAGGUUCAGGGAGAAUUCCCUAAACUUCCAAAAGAAGCAGAUUGACAGGAUCCGGGUGAAGGAGGCGAGCGAGCGGCACAGGAGAGUGCAGGCCAGGCGAGACCUCAAUGUGGAUUUCCCAGUGCUGAUAUCACGUGAGUCGCUGAAAGGUGCAAAGCUGGAGGCCUCCAAAGCCCAGAUUGAGUAUCAGGCCCAAGUGACGUCUGAGGUAGACAAGAUAAAGUGUGCAGUGCAGUGCUCACACCUCUGGGACAUUGCAGGGAGGUUCCUGGCCCAGCAGAAGACUGGGGAGAACCUGCAACAGCAGAUAGUGGAAUGUGAGCAGAAGCGUGAGGAGCUGGAGGCCAAGCUGAAGGAGCUGGAACUGGAACGUGCUGAGCUGAAAUUCCACCAGACCCCAAGCUCCAUAAGCUCUAGGAAACUGGCGGAAGAACUGAAGAAGAAUUUGGAGGCAGAAGAGGUCCGGCUACACCAAGUGCACACCCAAAUGCUGAAGAAUCAGGAGCUUCUGCUCAGCUUUGAAAAUGGCAUUGACAACCUCCUAAUUCGCCUGUACGGGAUCACUGUGCCUGGCCAUGGUGACAUUCACGUGGACACCAGUGACACUUACGACAAGCUGCAGUUCUGUGAGACAAAGCUGCUGCACUUGACAAAGGUCAUGACCCACCUUCCAUCCUACAACUUCAGCAGGGAGGAGAACAAUGAGACCUAUGUGAAAGUUAGGAAUUUCCUGGAGGAAAGUACAAGGAAUGAGCGUCAGAACCUGAAGAUUUCUUUUGAGGAUGAAGAAGAUGCUGUUAGAGAUACCUUUGAUUUUGCUGACAUUGACCACAGCUACGUGCCCAACCGGGACGAGAUCAAAAAGCAGGGUGUGCGCCUGAUUGAAACCAUGACCAAGGCUGCCAAGAAGAAGCAGCGAGGAGGCCGGAAAGGCACCUAAGGCCCAGUACCACCAUCUCACACCAAAAGCAACUUUAUUUCAGACUCAAUAAAGCACUUCACUUUCCUCGGCUGGUGUCGUGCUGCCCAGGCCCACUCAGU
This is a messenger RNA of Mauremys reevesii (Reeves's turtle), 1869 nucleotides long. RefSeq names its product coiled-coil domain containing 183 (gene CCDC183). NCBI's taxonomy places the organism in Eukaryota, Metazoa, Chordata, Testudines, Geoemydidae. The coding region runs from base 122 to 1768 and encodes 548 amino acids. The transcript has 14 exons. The record is from RefSeq and is a predicted model, not a curated record.